UUUAGAGUGAAAAUAAUUUCUUUAUCUGAAAUUUCGAAAAAUUAUAGAAAAUAAUUUUGUGUUCAAAUAGUUUUCCAAUAUAAUAUUUGAAAAAAACCGAAAAAUAUCUGUGGACAAACAGCCACUAAAACUGUGAAGUAUUUAUAGUUGAUUCCAACUGAAUUUGGCGCCCAGUGAUUUUCUUCAAUAUGAAUUCUAGUAAACAAUCCUUCUAAAAAUCAAUGGCGAUCACAUCAUCCUACCCAAAACCACCAUUGUUGCAUACUAAAAUUACUUCAAAAAACUCCAAGAAAUGGAUACCCAUCACUACCCAUUCCAUUUCCAACACCCCCCUUCAAUUCCAAUUGCCUCUACAUAAACCUCACUACAAAAUACACCAACCCAUUAAGCCAGAAAUCAAGAAAACUACAGACCCAAGUUGCACAAUCUCUGAUGUUUUAAGGCUAAUGGAUAGUCUUGGUUUUAACAUACCAGUUGACGUAUACGUUUCCCUUAUCAAAGAAUGCACUGAAUCUCGUGACCCUCUAAACGCGGUCGAAGUCUAUGAGCAUGUCUGUAAAAGUGAUGUAAUUCCUAGCCUGCCAUUACUGAAUCGUUUGUUGCUGAUGCUUGUGUUAUGUGGUUGUUUUGAGCAGGCCCGCCAACUGUUUGAUAAAAUGCGUGUGAGAAAUUCUCAGUCUUGGGCUGCGAUGAUCGCGGGGUGUGUUGAAAAUGGAGAGUGUGUAGGAGCUUUGCGUUUGUUUAUGGAGAUGCAGAGUGAGGCGGGAAACUUGUGUAAGUGUGGUGAUUUAAUUGAUGAUGGGAUAUUGGUGUGUGUUCUUAAGGCUUGUGUGGAAUUGAUGAAUUUGGAAUUUGGGAGACAGAUUCAUGGAUGGUUAUUGAAGUUGGGUAAUUGUGAAAGUAUGGUUUUGAAUAGUUUUUUGAUCAAAUUUUAUGGGGAGUUUGGUUAUCUGGAAAGCGCGGAUAAUGUGUUUGAUCAUGUUCCACAUUGUAAUACAGUUGUUUGGACAGCUAGAAUUGGCAAUUUGUGUAAAGAGGAACAGUUUGAGGGCGCAAUAAGGAUUUUCAGGGAGAUGGUAAGUGAAGGAGUAAAGAAAAAUAGUUUUACAUUUUCAAGUAUUCUUAAAGCGUGUGGGAAGUUGAGGGAUGCUGGAUGUUGUGGUCAACAGAUUCAUGCUACUUCCGUCAAGGUAGGACUUGAUACGGAUAGUUAUGUGCUUUGUAGCUUGAUCGACAUGUAUGGUAAAUAUGGGUUGCUAAAGGAUGCUCGGAGGGUUUUUAAUGCGCGAGAGGACAAGAGCAAUAUUGCCUGUUGGAAUGCAAUGUUGAUGGGAUGUAUACAACAUGGUUUCGGUGUUGAAGCCAUGAAAGUUCUCUAUGAGAUGAAAGAAGCUGGUUUGCAGCCACAUGAAUCCUUGAUUAAUGAAGUCUUGUUGGUUUGUGGCAGUAGUAAUAUCGAGAAAAUGAAUGCCUGACUUAAGAAUAUAUCUUAGUUUCCAUGAAGAUGAUUUUUCAUGGAAUACAAUGCAGGCAUCAACUGGCACGGAGUUAGCCGGGGCUUCUUCCUCGAGUCCUGUCAUGAUCACGCAUUCAACACCAUUGUAUUGGCUAAUCUCUAGUUUCCUUGAUGAGUUUGUUGCAUUUGAAGUAUCCACAAGGGUAUGUAUGUAAUAACGUUCCUAAGAGAUGUUAAGCAAUCUUGCACAUGGAAUACCUCUUAGUUUCCCAUGAAUAUAUGAAGAUGAUUUGCAAGAUCAAUGAUCAACACACUGGCUGAUAUCUCUAGCUUCGUUGAUGUCAUCAGCUUGACGAGUUGUUUGCAUAUCAAGGAUCAACAAGGUGCAUAGACUUACAUCGCUCUGGAAGAACUCGAGCAUAUGGUACUACUGGACUUGGUAAUGCAGGAGAAGUGGAGAACCCUAAUAAUGAACGCGAUCAGAUUUUGGCAAAUCCAAGACUAAGCAGAUAUACUUGUUCUUGCGGUGGCAUUAAUCAACUGAUGGUUAUUGUGAGAUUUCUGUCUACACAAUCUCUAGAUAUAUAUAUGAGCAUUAUCAUAGUUGUUCGUGUGCUCGAAUCUAAUUUAGUUCAUUUGCAAGCUAGGGAUGCUGAAUUGUGAGAAGGAACUAAAGGAAACCUUAAGUAGUUGGAUGCACUCAAGAUCAGUGUUCUAAUGUUGAUUAUAUUUACAAUUUGUGGUUGCAAAAUGAUACCUUGUUUAUACAUAUCCAUGAGAGUAAUAUUAUUCACAUAUAUGUAUAAUUUACAUGUCAAAA
This is a messenger RNA of Solanum lycopersicum (tomato), 2276 nucleotides long. Its product is annotated as pentatricopeptide repeat-containing protein. Gene Ontology annotation, molecular function: protein binding; RNA binding. Gene Ontology annotation, biological process: RNA modification. NCBI's taxonomy places the organism in Eukaryota, Viridiplantae, Streptophyta, Magnoliopsida, Solanales, Solanaceae. Gene Ontology annotation, cellular component: intracellular membrane-bounded organelle. The record is from RefSeq and is a predicted model, not a curated record.